Gambusia affinis (western mosquitofish) is the source of this 2725-nucleotide messenger RNA. It is a transcript of the gene dcn, whose product is annotated as decorin. Gene Ontology annotation, molecular function: protein binding. The transcript has 8 exons. The coding region runs from base 390 to 1472 and encodes 360 amino acids. The record is from RefSeq and is a predicted model, not a curated record. NCBI's taxonomy places the organism in Eukaryota, Metazoa, Chordata, Actinopteri, Cyprinodontiformes, Poeciliidae.
UUUCCCCUCCUCUCCUCUCCACUUCCAGCUGUUUUUGGCUCCGAACAGCAGGAGCGGAGGGGAAGUUCUCCACCAAUUGUCUGGGUCCUGAGAGGAGCUUGUUGGUCGGAUCCCACCCUCCUUCUGUCUCUCUCCUCUCCCCUCCCCUCCCGUCCCGCUCGCUCUCUUCUCCCUCCUCGCCGUUCGUCUCUCCUCCCCCUGUUGUGAGAGAGCACACCUGCUUGAUUUUGGCUGCACGCUCUCCGAUUCAAACAACCCCACAGGCCCCGUCAGCCACUUCGUACUCUCAUCCGCCCACUUGACAGGAUUUUGGAAGUCAAGCUCAUCUCACCGGCUUCUACUCUUCUUGCCUGGCUUCCACUGAGAACAGGCUCCCUGCGAGCAGCACCAUGCGGACCGCCUGCCUCUCCCUGCUUCUGGUCACUGCCUGCUGGGCUCUGCCAUUCCAUCAAACCGGCUUCCUAGACUUUAUGAUGGAGGACGACGCUGGAUCGGGGGUUGAUCCAAUCGGGCCCAUCCCCCCUAAUGGCCCUGCAGGACCGAAGUGCCCAUUCAGAUGCCAGUGUCACCUUCGUGUGAUCCAGUGCUCUGACCUUGGUCUAAAGGAAGUUCCUGCUGACAUUCCUGAUGAUGCCACUUUGCUGGACCUGCAGAACAACAAGAUCACCGAGAUCAAAGAGAGCGAUUUCAAGCACCUGAAAGGAUUACACGCUCUCUUCCUCGUGAACAACAAGAUCACCACCAUCCACCCUAAAGCGUUCAGCCCUCUGACCAAGCUGCAGCGGCUCUACCUGUCCAAGAACAUGCUGAAGGAGAUGCCGGCCAACAUGCCCAAGAGCCUGCAGGAGCUUCGCAUCCACGAGAAUCAGAUCACCAAGAUCAAAAAGGCCUCCUUCCAGGGGAUGUCCCAGGUCAUCGUGAUGGAACUUGGGUCCAACCCUCUGAAGAGCGCAGGAGUUGAAGCUGGUGCCUUCGCUGACCUGAAGAGGGUCUCCUACAUCCGCAUUGCAGACACUAACAUCACAGAGAUUCCUAAAGGUCUUCCUAGCUCUCUGUCUGAGCUUCACUUGGAUGCAAACAAGAUCACCAAGGUGACAUCCAGCUCCCUGAAAGGCCUGAAGAAUCUGGCCAAGCUCGGCCUGAGCUACAAUGAGAUCAGCACUGUGGAAAACGGCAGCCUAGCUAACAUGCCACAUCUGAGAGAGCUGCACUUGGAUAACAACGCUCUGACCAGCGUUCCUCCUGGCCUGCCUGACCAUAAAUACAUCCAGGUGGUCUACCUCCACGCCAACAAGAUUGGCGCUGUGGGAACGGAGGACUUCUGCCCCCCUGGCUUCAACACCAAGAAGGCCAUGUACUCGGGUAUCAGCCUGUUCAGCAACCCGGUACCCUACUGGGAAGUUCAGCCAAUCACCUUCCGCUGCGUCUUCGACCGCUCUGCUAUUCAGCUCGGAAACUACAGGAAGAAGUAGAGCCGAGCUCCUCCGCGAGCAAGAAUGUGUUUAUAGAUGAGAGCGUGAACGUUUUGCAAGUGUGUGUUAGACCAUAACCCCACAACACUGACUCCCACCACUUCUCCUUUCCACCACUGCCAGCGUACAAAUUAUGACGUAUUAAUCUACACUCUGCUUUCCAAAGCUCUAGCAGACAUGGACCUUAAACACAACAUUCCUCUCUCAAUAUUUAGCUUCAAGGUUUGUGGAGCGGUCAUACACACGGCUCAUAGUAAACACUCGCACAUCUCGGUGGGACUCACACACAACAUAUCAUUCAUGGAACUAGUUAAGCAAUUCAUUUCUUUGAUUUUACGUUUUUUUUUGCAUAUGUGUUUCAGCGCAUUAAUUUGCAAAUGUUAAUUAAUUCAGUGGUUCAACACAGAGACGAACCCAGACCAAAAAGACGCCUCGCUCUGGGGGAGCGAUGUCACAAAUCCCACUCAGUUCACCUUUGUCUUCCUCUAUUCAUUAUACAGCUGGCCUGCAGAGCAGGCAGCAAGAGCAACCUGUGUUUUAAACGACCAAUAACAGCUGAUUUUUUUUUAUUAUUAUUAUUUGGUAUGUACUAGCUAAUGCCUGUGUAAUAUGAAUGGCUUCCAGAGUGUAACAUCAACAAACUGCACAGAACUCAGCUCUCCAUUUGUCUUGUAUUUACUUAAAAAUAGAGAUAAAAGCAACCGUGUCUUGUUCUACAUUGUGAUUUCUUUUGCUUACAGCAGUGUAGUUUUUACAUGUUCAUCAUAUUCCAUCUUCUGUUUCUCUCCCCAGCGUUUUCCUCAACACGAGUUGAAAAUGGCUUCCGAAAGUUAGAAUAAACAAUAUAUGUCUUGAAGAGAUGAUGUCACUUCCAAAGAUUAUAUGCAUGCUCUUAAUUUUUACCUUUCGACUUGAACCAAGUGCUUUUGAAGUCAUUUGUUAAUGCGCUUAUGUGUUUCCCUAUUUCCUUUUUCUUUUUUUUCCUACUUGUCCUUUCUCUCUUCAACCGUCAUGAAAAAUUGGAGGGUGCGUCCAAAGCGCCCACGUUGGUGUGAAUGUUGUAUGUAUAGACGCUGUAUAUAAAUGUUGUAUAAAAACCUCUCAAUGCUUAAAGGCACAAGGCACUUACCUUAGCUCAGACUUAAUAUAUCAGCAGGAAAGGUGUUUCUCUUUUUUUUUCCCGGGGUGGGGGCUCCAGCUAAGGUGUCCUAAACAAAAUAAAAGUACUAAUAAAAAUGUAGCAUUUCUGUUUA